AUGCGUCAUACAAACAACAUGCCGGUAAGGCAGGCCUGUUUCUUCCUUUUCCUUUUUCUUUUUUUUUUUUCUCCUUUAUCAGUAGUUUAAUUUCAGUUAUUAUGAAUCUUCUUUUUUUUUUCUGGAAAGGAACAUAAGUUUUAAUGUGUUGAAUUGUUAAUCUAAUGUUGCAGAAAAAGAUAGUCAUCAAAGUACGAAUAAACUGCGACAAAUGCAAAACCACGGCCCUCAAGAUUGCUUCUGGAACAGAUGGUCUGAACUCGGUGGCAAUACAAGAGGCAGACAAGCUGGUUGUGAUCGGAGAUGGAAUUGAUUCAGUUGCUCUCACCUGUAAACUUAGGAAAAAGCUUGGAUUUGCCGACAUACUCUCUGUGCAAGAAGAGAAAGCUCAAGCACAAGCUGAUAAACCGCCGCCCAAAAAAACUGAUCCUCCCGCUGAGAUCAUUCCGUUAAUAUGUUACUAUUAUCCUUCUACGUGCCAAGAAUUAGUGGUCUGUGAUCCAAACCCAAAUCCCUGUCCAAUCAUGUAAUUCCAUCGUCUCUUCAAAAUAAACGCGCGCGUAUGUUUUCUAGUUUCUUAUAAUUUCUUCUUAAUGUUAAUCCUACCAAGCUACUACAUGUCUUCGUCUCUUUCGCUCUUGAUGCUCUUGUUGGAAAUAAAUACCAAUUCCAGGC
Molecule: messenger RNA, 675 nt
Organism: Rubroshorea leprosula
Lineage: Eukaryota; Viridiplantae; Streptophyta; Magnoliopsida; Malvales; Dipterocarpaceae
Source: the annotation of a GenBank genome assembly